CAUAUGGCACAACUCACGGAUUCCUGCUCUAACCACUCUAGCUCGUGACCUUUUGGGAAGAGAAACAGCGAAAGCGUUGGAGGGUGUAGGAGGGAGUGCGUCCGACUAAUAUUUACGUCACUGAAUCAUCGCAGGCAACUCCACCCUCCUCUAGUGAUGUGCACUACCGCUCACGCUGCACUUCGCUUUAUCGACUGCGGAGACGGGCGGAAGACGACCAGGAGGACUUAUGGCAUACUGAACUCAUCGGACAUGUCUCUUGAUAUGAUUCCUUGUGUUUCCAUACAACACGUCAUAUUCGAGUGGUUGAACUGAUUGUACGAUGGGAUUAAGUUUGGCCAAUAAAUGUAUCUUUUUACUCCUCUUUUUGGAAAUGAUGGCCUCUAAAUUUGACUCUGUAGAUGCGGCAGGGGCAUGUGACGCGGUAUUUAAAGGUUUUUCUGACUGCUUGCUAAACCUUGGGGAAAACAUGGUCAACUACCCUCAGGCCCUCAACGACAGAGAAAACCUUCAGACCCUCUGCGCGUACUGGGAUGACUUUCACUCUUGUGCCACAACAGCUCUUGCAGAUUGCCAAGAAGGAGCAACUGAGGUCUGGGACCAACUUAAACAACAAUCCAGGAGCUUGAACUUUGAGGGAAGCCUAUUUGAACUCUGUGGUGGAAACAGCAAGGCAUUAAAACAAAGCUUCUCUUAUGGAGUAACAAUAAUGCUAACAGCUCUCUCCACACUGGUGACAUGGCUUCUUUACUGAGAUGGGAAGAAAAGAAAACACAAAGCCAAGGACCACCAUUAAGCAACUAUGCCUAAUGGGCAUCUCCAUCACAUAGGAAGCAGUACAUUUAACAGUAAUAAUGGAAUUAUGGCAUGGGACCACAGGCCGUUAUCGCAAAAAAAGUAUUUGUUGUAGUGUGCCCGUUUAAAAAAAAAUUAUGAUAUGCAAAGCACUAUGUCAUGACAAUUGAUUAUACAGUAUUUUCUGCUAAAAUGUAUUGCACAAUUUUGUGUUUUUGUUUGUUGUCAUUUUUGAUGUUGAUCCAAAUAAGUUGAGAGAUAAAUCUAUAGUACGCUGUAGGGGCAUCCACAGAAGAAGUUCAAACUCAGGAAAUAUCAGGUCUUAUUAGCUCACCUGAGGCAAAUAAAUCAAGACCCAAAAUCGACUGCCGUUUACACAGAAAUAACAAGCAAACUUUGACAAUUCAAAAACUGCCCAUAUGUUUUUAUGUGUAUUGCUGUGGUAACAAAAAGAGUCCUAUAUGUGAAUUAUUUCAUUGGCUGGCUGGUUUGCUUGCUUGGAUAUACUUCAUUUUGCACUUUUGAUAUGCUCUACAUGUCAUGCAUUAUUUAUAUGUACAUAUAAUAAUUUAUGAAUAAAUUAUAAAGGCUGUUACUAUCAAACAUGUCUGGCUGACAUAGAGUAUCAAUAUGUUUCUAAAAAUGAAGACUACAGAAGCACUUACAAUCCAAGGGUCAGUUUAUAUACUUUAUAUUUCUGUAUGAAUGUGACACUGGAUAUUUAGCAUAUGUGUGAUGAGCUCUUUCAGAAUAAAAUGUCUGAAAGGUU
Clupea harengus (Atlantic herring) is the source of this 1564-nucleotide messenger RNA. It is a transcript of the gene nrn1b, whose product is annotated as neuritin 1b. Lineage: Eukaryota; Metazoa; Chordata; Actinopteri; Clupeiformes; Clupeidae. Gene Ontology annotation, cellular component: plasma membrane. The record is from RefSeq and is a predicted model, not a curated record. Gene Ontology annotation, biological process: neuron projection extension; nervous system development.